Messenger RNA from Exserohilum turcica Et28A, 726 nucleotides. RefSeq lists its product as uncharacterized. Bases 1 to 726 code for a protein of 241 amino acids. The transcript has 2 exons. Lineage: Eukaryota; Fungi; Ascomycota; Dothideomycetes; Pleosporales; Pleosporaceae. Gene Ontology annotation, molecular function: protein binding. The record is from RefSeq and is a predicted model, not a curated record.
AUGGCUCCAACCUUCGAAGACUUUAUCCAAUCACCUCAGUUUACCUUCUUUGUUGGUAAGGAGAGAAAGCCAAUCGUAGUACAUGCGGCUGCGAUUGCUGCUACUAGUCAGCAUCUAGAUGCACUUGUCAACGGCGGAAUGCAGGAAUCGGAGACGCGAUGUGCGAGGAUGAAAGAUGUCAGUGUUGACGAUUUCAUCCGUUUCUGCGAGUACGCUUACCGUGGCGACUAUACGAUACCUCGAUGGGAAGAACUCCUGCCGGAACCAAGCUCUCAAAAUAACAAAAACGAUGACUUAGCAGACGAUAAUAGCCCCAAGAAUCUGAUCCUACAAAACUGCGAAUCCCCACGCAAUCGUGCUGCAAACCACAAUUGCGCGCCAGUCCUUCUCGCUCAUGCACGACUUUACUGCUUUGCACAUCUACGUCUGAUAAUGUCGCUUAAAUCGCUAACCCUCCAAAAGCUGCAGAAGACGCUCAUGAGCUUUGAUUUGCACAAAAAUGGGGUUGGAGAUAUCAUUGAGCUCGCGAGAUAUACGUACUCGAACCCAGAUCUACCAGAUAGAAGCGGCGACGAAACUACCGAUGACCUGAGGAAACUCGUGGUCGAGUAUAUUGUGUGCGAGAUUGACACUAUUGGCAAGUGUGAUGACUUUAUCAAGUAUAUGGAAGAGGGUGGUGAAUUCGCGGGGGAUUUCUGGAGAAUAGCAAGGAACCAGAUGGCUUGA